Molecule: messenger RNA, 5033 nt
Organism: Tetranychus urticae (two-spotted spider mite)
Lineage: Eukaryota; Metazoa; Arthropoda; Arachnida; Trombidiformes; Tetranychidae
Product: ATP-binding cassette sub-family C member 4
Biological process (GO): transmembrane transport
Cellular component (GO): membrane
Molecular function (GO): ABC-type transporter activity; ATP binding; ATP hydrolysis activity
Source: RefSeq, a predicted model, not a curated record
UUCAUGAUUGGGAUGACUUUUCAUGGACUGUAACUGAGCUUUGUUAUUCUCUGUCCACAGUUAUUUGAUUGUUUACUUGUCUGAUUAAUUAUGCAAUUUCCUUUCAUAGGUUUCCACAAAAAUUUUGAAUGGUGAGAAACUCUUUGAAACCAUUAACUUCAUCCGUUGACCAUUUUAAGUCAUAAAGUAAAUCUGUGAAUCCUUCAAUCAUCUACAGAUUGAAUUCAGUCAGUUCUUGUUCAAUCAUUUAAUAACCAGCAGCUUUACUAGAUAAUUGUCCAUUAGUGUCCAAAAUAUCUUUGAAUUUUUUACAAUUUCAUUUUGUUUGUGAAACAGUUUUUUGAAAUCAGUUAUUGAUUGGAAGUCAAUUGGGUCAUUGAUCAAAAACUCAACCACAAUAAAGAAUAGACAAUAAAAAAGCAGAUUCAUGGCAGUUAUUUAAAGGCUUAUUAUGCCUAUUAAGGUAACCAACUUUAUAUUCAAUCGCAAAUCUCAUCAGUAUAAAAACGUUAACAUUAUUUGUGCAAAAAAGUUUCAAGUUAUGCGUUGCAAUAAUUCAAAAGCCAUAGCAGUUGAUGAAUUAGUUUAAGGAUUGAUUCAGUGAUUGUUGGACUUAGCAUAACAUUUCAUCAAAUAUUUACUUAUAUUCAACAAAUCAUCAAUAAGUUUGUGUUUCAUUUAGUGUUGAUUCAAAUUACUCAGAAAAAAUGGUCCGACUUCGGUCGAUUAUAUACAAAAAAUCAUCAUACGAACAAGCAAAUGUUUUUUCAAAGUUUGCUUUCUGGUGGUUGGUUAAAUUUUUCGUCGAGUUUCAGGAUAAAAAGUUGAAAACAAGUGAUCUUGAAAAGUGUCCAAAAAAUGAGGAAUCUGAAAGGAUUGGUGAUACUCUUGAAAGGAAGUGGAACGAAGAACUUCGCCGAGCCAAAGAAAGUGGACGCCAACCAAGGCUUGGUUUAGCAAUUACAAGAACUUUCGGUCUUCGUUACUCUUUUACCUUCAUACUUCUGGCUCUAUCGACGGCAUGCAGCAUAAUACAAACGCUGUGCAUGGGAAGUUUAAUUAAUGAUGUAUACACAUUGACGUUGCAUGAUGUUAAACCAGAAAUAGUGAAGAGGCGAAUUUAUCUGGCUGGAAUCGGAGUAAUAGUAACACAAUUUUUGGGUUCUUUUGUACAAAAUUUGUAUCUAUUUUUGGCCCGAAAAUUUGGAAUUGCAGCUCGAGUAGCUUGUUCUGUCUUAAUCUACCGUAAAUCACUUCGAUUGUCCCAGAAAGCAUUAGGUCAAACAACAGUCGGUCAGAUUGUUAACUUGUUGACUAACGAUAUAACUCGUUUUGAUUUUGCUUCUGAAUACCCAUUCUAUCUGAUAGUAGCUCCAAUUCAAGCACUGGUUUGCAUCUACAUAAUGUGGCCUCUUCUGGGCAUUUCAACCGUUGUCGGUCUAGCAGUUUUCCUAUUCUAUGUGCCCUUUCAAUCAAUCAUGGGACACGCAUUUGCUAAGCUUCGUCUUUGGGGUGCUCUUCGUAUGGAUGAACGUAUUCGUUUGAUGAAUGAAUUCAUACCAGCCAUGAGAGUUAUCAAAAUGUAUGCUUGGGAAAAGUCGUUUGCAGGUCUAGUUGACAGAGCACGACGUCGUGAGAUCAACUGUGUUCGAUGCGCUGCCUUUUUAAGAGGUCUCAACUUAGGACUUGGAACUGUCGCUGAAAAACUUAUCAUGUUUGUCACCCUGGUAACAUUCGUUCUUUUGGGUAAUCGUUUGACCGCUGAAACUGUGUUUGUAUCGAUGGCACUAAUCAGACAACUUCAACAGUCAAUUACCGUUUUCAUACCAGCUGCUAUUACAAUGGGAUGUGAGUCUUGGAUUACAAUUGGAAGAAUUGCAAAAUUUUUACUUCUCCCUGAACGGGAAUCAUCUGAACCAAUUGGAAGGUCAAUUAGUUCGUCAAAAGAGACUAAAGUAGUUUUUGAAAAAGUAUCUGCAAGUUGGAAAGAUUCACCCGACGAGUUAUGUUUACAAAACAUAUCUUUUGAUAUUUCACGAGGCCAAUUAAUGGCCAUUGUUGGAACAGUCGGUUCUGGUAAAUCUUCACUACUUAUGGCUAUUCUAGGAGAGAUUGGAAUUGUUACUGGCAAAUCAGAAGUACGAGGUAAUUUAUCAUUUGCUUGUCAACAAUCAUGGAUUUUUGAAGGUUCUGUUCGAGAAAAUAUCUUAUUUGGCAGAUCAUACGAGGAAGAACGGUACAAAAGAGUAAUCGAAGUGUCUGCAUUGGAACGAGACUUGUCUAUACUUCCAAUGGGCGAUGAAACAUUGGUGGGUGACAAAGGGACAUCAUUGAGUGGUGGUCAACGAGCAAGAGUCAACUUGGCUCGAUGUCUCUAUGCUAAAGCUGAUAUCUAUCUACUUGACGAUCCACUUUCAGCUGUUGAUGCUCCAGUGGCCAAACAUAUAUUUGAAAAAAGCAUAAAAAACUAUUUAGGAGAUAAGAUAACCAUUCUUGUUACCCAUCAAUUACAAUUUGUUAAAUCGGCUGAUAAAGUGUUGCUAUUGAAGGGAGGUAAACAAAUAUGUUUUGGUGAUUAUAAUUCAUUUUUGAAGGAAGGAUCUGAAUUCACAAGCAGCAACAAAAUCUUACAAUUGGAAUCUCAAGAUGAUUCCAACAUUGCACGUCCACCUAUUCCUCUUCUUAGACGAUUGAGUCGUCAAUCAUCUCGACUUAGCGACAUUACAGCAGGUUCUGUAAUGACUUUACCUGAAAUGCCAGAUGAACCUCCAGUAGCACCAGAUGAUGAUUCAGAUGAGAUUCCUCUUGCUGACCAGACUAUUCAAGAACUGGCUGGAGUUAGAGGCAGUGAACAUCCUCUUUGGACUUACUUUAAAGCCGGAAUUCAUCCACUUUUAUUUCCUCUAUUAGCAUUUUAUGUUAUUGGUGCUCAAGCACUGAUUGGUUUUGUUGAAUAUUACUUUUCGCUUUGGUCAGAUUCGGAAGAACGAAAAGCACGAGCUGCUGAUGAAGCUGCUGAAUUGGGACUCAAUGAUACUGAUGCAACAUUUAAACCAAUCAACUUUGUGGACAGAUUCACUCAGGAUGAUAAUAUCUACUUCUUUACUGUUUUAACAAUCGGUAUAUUUAUUUGGUGUUUAACCAGAAACAUUGCCUUUUUUGCAGUUUGCAUGAAAGCCUCAGUGAAACUUCAUGAUCGACUUUUCAAGGCAAUUGUUAGAGCACCCAUUGGAUUUUUUGAUACAAACCCUAUUGGAAUAGUGCUCAAUCGAAUCUCUCGUGACAUGGGAUUCAUUGACGAUUUCCUUCCUUCAUCCCUUUUUGAUACUAUUUACAUCUUCUCUAAUAAUUUAGCAUCAAUAGUACUUAUGGCUGUGGUCAACCCUUGGCUACUUUUGCCUGCUUUCUUAUUAUUAAUUGCUUGCGUUUUUGUCAGGUCUCGCUAUGUUAAUAUUGCUUUAGAUACUAAACGACUUGAAGGUGUAACCAAAUCCCCAGUUUUUUCACAUUUAUCUACAUCUGUUUAUGGCUUAAGCACCAUUCGUGCCUUCAGAGCUCAGGAAAAAUUCAAAAUGAUAUUUGAUAUGUAUCAAGAUGAACAUACAUCUGCUUACUUUACUUGGUUGGCAUCGACAAGAUUUUUUGUUGCCGCCAUUAAUGGUUUAUUGGUUAUUUUCACUGGGCUUAUCGUGUUUACCGUACUAAUUGCUCUUGAUUCCCUAACUGGAAGCUCAGUGGGACUAAUUAUCACUUCAACCUUUGGAAUUGCUAGUUUAACUCAAUGGGGAAUGCGACAGUUAACUGAAGUAGAGACAUUAUUGACUUCAGUUGAAAGAAUAGAUGAGCUGCAAUAUGUCCGACCAGAAGCCGAAUUGGAAGCAACCUUUGAUAAGAAACCACCACCGAACUGGCCUCAACAAGGACAAAUUACAUUUAGACAUGUCUUUUUACGUUAUGACCCUGCAAAACCUCCUGUCCUCAAUGAUCUAACCUUCAGAAUUGAACCUGGUGAAAAGAUUGGAAUUGUUGGUAGAACUGGUGCUGGAAAAAGUUCAAUCAUGUCAGCAUUGUUUAGAUUGAAUGAACCAGAAGGACAUAUUUACAUUGAUGGCAUUGAUAUAUCGACUAUUGGUCUUCAUGAUUUAAGACGAAAAAUAUCUAUCAUUCCUCAAGAACCCGUUAUUUUCACAGGAACAAUGAGAUAUAAUUUGGAUCCAUUCAGUUUGAGAAAAGAUGCUGAAUUAUGGGAUUCACUUGAACAAGUGCAACUACGAAAACCGGUUAAUGAUAUGGGCGGUUUGGAUGCUAUGAUUACGGAUGGAGGUUCGAAUCUUUCGGUCGGUCAAAGACAACUAGUUUGCCUGGCUCGUGCAAUUUUAGCUGGAAACAAAAUACUUGUGCUUGAUGAAGCAACAGCCAACAUUGACCCAACAACAGAUGAAUUGAUUCAACAGACAAUUCGGGAAAAAUUCACUAAUUGCACCGUUUUAACAAUCGCACAUCGCUUACACACAAUUAUGGAUUCAGAUAAAAUUUUGGUCAUGGAUGCGGGGCAAGUGGUUCAAUUUGGUGAACCUGCUGAUCUGAUUGAGGACAAAUUGGGCCAUCUUUACCCAAUGGUUCAAGCUACAGGAGGUAGAACAGCUGAAAGUUUGGUUCAAAUUGCAAUGAAAAACCGAAGAAGACGUGAAUCGAUAACAGAAUCUGCGGGUCACAAUGAUUGCUGUGGAAUCGAUUCAUGAUUAAGUGCCAUACAUUAUAAAAGCAAUCAUUGUAAAUCAAUUAUAAAUCAUAACGAAAAGUAUACAAAAAUUUGAUAUACAGGUAAACUUAAACUUCACUAUAAUGAAACAUUUCUCAAAAUGUUGCAGUUUGAAUCUUGAGAGCGAGUAAUUGUACAUUAAGAUAGUCUCAGAAACAAGUUGAAGUUUCGAGAAAACGAUUAACUUAAACAAAACUGCUUACACAAAAAGCUAUCUCUGUGCAUAUAACAAACAGACUUGGGCUCAUUGAAUAAACAACGAAAAAAUGAA